AUGCGUCCCACUUUUUGGACGCUCAGCCAAUCACAUACGUGUAGUGGAGUCGAGACACGCACAACAAUUUUUUGUCGAAAUCCGAAAACUAGCCAAUUUUCCAUCACUAAACGAAUUUUCGUCUCCUGGCAAAACCGUCGAAUCUACAUCAACCACCAACGAUCACCGACACCUUCGACAAAUCGCCAAAAUGAGAAUCUACGACGAUACGUACGUGACUUCGAUAGUCGAAACUUCGUCCGUGAGGAAGAAGUCCGCAUGUUGGGGGAGGCAGGUUGA
This is a messenger RNA of Sporothrix schenckii 1099-18, 279 nucleotides long. RefSeq lists its product as uncharacterized. The transcript is spliced from 2 exons. Lineage: Eukaryota; Fungi; Ascomycota; Sordariomycetes; Ophiostomatales; Ophiostomataceae. The record is from RefSeq and is a predicted model, not a curated record. Bases 1 to 279 code for a protein of 92 amino acids.